AAUGUCACAGCAAUACCAAAUAAAGUAAUGAUAAACAAAGUCGUAGUCUUUGUAUCGUAGUCCAGUGAUCAGCAUUUCAAAAGGAUUAAGCCAAUUGAAUAAGCGAUUUUUGUUUGCAAAAUCUAGUGUCAACAUUGUCAAAAAUCAGCCAGGCGCUCGAAAUUAUGAGAAUUAGUUGAAUUUGAUAGAACCGAAAUUUAAUUAGAACCAUUUGAAGAAAUGCGAAGUUAAUGUGCAGAGGUGACCACCAAAAAUUCUAGUACAGAAAAACGACAGCACACACAAAGACCCAUAACAAAUGCUUUUUAUCACCAAUCGCCUUGCUGCUGGUGUUCGACUGAAAAUAGAUGGAACACGCAUUUUCGUUCAGUGCUAUAGGACAGCGGCUAGUGUUAAGCUCACACCGCACGACGUCAAUCGAAUAUUGUAUGAAAAGGAAUUCACGACCGAUUUUACAGAUUCAUCGAUUAAAAGCUAUGAUUCCAAUCAGGUGGCGUCCAAUAAUCCGCUAGAGGAUCGAAGAAGUGAGGCAUCGUGUCUAUUCACAAAUGGUUCUCUGUUUGGUGUAUUCGAUGGUCAUGCCGGUCCAUCAUGUGCACAAAUCAUUUGCAAGCGAUUGAUGCGUUAUAUCGCCGCCAGUUUGGUAACACCAGAUGUAUUGAGCAAGAAACUGAGCGAAGGUGCGAAGAGCAACUCAUUUCUACAGUGCCAUAACGAUAAGGUAGAUUUUGUGGACGAAAUUGAUGCGAUAUUUGAAAAGAGUUUCGCCAAAUAUGCCCGGAAUUUAUGCUAUGAAGAUCCCUCCAAUUUUCAAAUAAGUGUUGCGCUGCAAAACGCCUUUCUGCAGCUAGAUAGGGAUAUCGCGGCCGAAGCGUUAGAGCAUCAAACACCUCGAACGCUAUCGGUGGCAAUGUCGGGAGCUGUUGCUUGUGUUGUUUACAUUAAUCGUAUGGAUAUGCAUAUUGCUAACACGGGCGAUUGUUUGGCCGUACUGGGUUCGAUAAAUGAGGCUGGUGAAUGGGAAACGAAACGCUUAACCAACGAACAUAAUUCAGAUAAUUUAGCUGAAGUGAGACGAAUCACUGGCGAUCAUCCGCUCAGUGAACGUGACACAGUAAUCCGGGGUGAACGACUACUUGGUCAAUUGGCACCGUUGCGAGCAUUCGGUGAUUUUCGUUACAAAUGGCCCAUAGAUAUUCUCAAGAAAUACGUUGUGCCCUAUUAUGGAGAGCAUGUGAUACCGCCAAAUUAUCUCACGCCACCAUAUUUAACGGCUGAACCAGAAAUUAGUUACCACACGAUAACGCCACGCGAUCGAUUUGUAAUCAUCGCAACGGAUGGCAUUUGGGAUUUUAUGACAGCAACUCAAGCCGUUAAAUUGGUUGGCGAGCACAUGAUCGGAAAGCAGUUUUUGCAGCCAUUCUUUCCAAAACGAAAUCUUAAACUCAGCGAAAUCGCUCAAAUGCUGUCACAAAGAAGAGCUGGACUGAAAACGAAACCGGCAGAUAAAAACGGUGCAACACAUUUGAUUCGACAUGCGCUCGGCGGAACCGAUUAUGGUAUUGAACAUUCAAAAUUAUCACAUAUGCUUUCGUUGCCGCCAGACGUGGUCCGACUGUUCAGAGAUGAUAUGACUGCAACAGUGAUAUAUUUCAAUCAGGAUUUCGUUCGAAACGCCAGACCAUAGACUAUUAUUUUUCGUUUGUUUGUUUCACAUUUGAAUGCCGCGCAACUCGAUUGCUGACUGAGAGUUAUCUCCAAUGUACGUAAUUUUACUGAACGAAAACACCCUAAUUGUACAAUGCUGAUUUUAUUCAUGAAAUUAUUCUAUCGUUAUUAACACACGAAAGCUAAAAAGAAAAAGUAUAUUCGCUAUGAUAGUCAGUGCAAAUGGGUUUGUAGAUUAAAUAAUCUGGAAAAAUAAAGAAUAUUUAUUGAGCAA
Molecule: messenger RNA, 1942 nt
Organism: Sitodiplosis mosellana (orange wheat blossom midge)
Lineage: Eukaryota; Metazoa; Arthropoda; Insecta; Diptera; Cecidomyiidae
Gene: Pdp
Product: pyruvate dehydrogenase [acetyl-transferring]-phosphatase 1, mitochondrial
Exons: 4
Coding region: 299-1687 (462 amino acids)
Biological process (GO): protein dephosphorylation
Molecular function (GO): protein serine/threonine phosphatase activity; cation binding
Source: RefSeq, a predicted model, not a curated record